AUGGAGGACGGAACCCGGCUGGCGACGGACGUGUAUCUGCCCGAAGGUGCGGAACCGCCGUAUCCGACGAUCUAUGUCAGCACCACUUACGGUCGCUCAGGCAUCAAGGGGCCGGCCCAGCGGUUCUGCCGCGAGGGCUAUGCGGUGGUGGCGCAAGACGUGCGAGGGAUGGGGAAGUCGGAAGGGGACGACGCCGUGAUCUUCCACCAUCACGGUUGGGCCAAGAACCAUGACGGGCACGACACCAUUCGCUGGAUUGUAUCGCAGCCGUGGAGUGAUGGGGUCGUUGGCACCUACGGCGGAUCGGCCUUGGGCAUCACGCAAAAUAUGAUGGCACCCGGGGCUCCGGAGAAUUUGAAAGCCCAGCACGUUUUGGUCGCCUUCUCCGACAUGUACGACCAAUGCAUCUACCAGGGCGGUGUACUGAGGAAGCAGAUGAUGGAAGGGUGGCUCGCCGCCAACCGCAUUGUUGAGGGCAAUCUCGAUGUGUUUCGUGCCCAUCCGUCGCGCGACGAAUUCUGGGACGAACUUAGUCCCGAGUCACAUGCCGAACAGGUCAACACGCCCGGCAUGUUCGUGGGGGGCUGGUACGACAUUUUUCUGCAGGGUUCGAUCAACUCAUUCACUUCGAUUCACACCCACGGGGGACCGGGGGCUCGGGGGAAGUGCCGGUUGAUUGUUGGCCCGUGGGCACAUGGAACAUUCAACGAGCUAAAGUAUCCCGCGAACUCGAACCUGGGUGGGCUCGAAGCCGCAGACGACUUGCGGUUCUUCGAUUAUCACCUCCGCGGUGCGGAGAACGGCACAGCCGACGCUCCUGCGGUGCAGUACUACGUGAUGGGAGACCCGACCGACCCAGACGCUCCCGGAAAUGUCUGGCGUUCGGCCGACAAUUGGCCCCCACCGGCCGAUGAAGUCUCGUACUAUUUCCAUACCGACGGAACGAUGUCGACGGCCAAACCAACCUCGGGCGAUGCGUUGAGUUACAAGUACGACCCGGGCAAUCCCGUGCCCACUACCGGCGGACAAAACUUGAUUCUUCCCAAGGGCCCGAUGGAUCAGCGGAAAAUCGAAGGCCGGGACGACGUGCUGUUGUUCACCACCGACGUGCUGGAAGCACCGCUGGAAGUGACCGGCCGUUUGACCGGAGUGCUAUACGUUUCGUCGGAUUGUCCCGAUACCGAUUUCACUGUGAAGCUCACCGACGUCUAUCCCGACGGGCGUUCGAUGCUGGUGACCGACGGCAUCCUGCGGGCAAGGUACCACGACUCGUUCAAAGAACCCUCGUUGUUGGAAGCGGGCAAGGUCUACGAACUGCACGUCGACCUCUGGAGCACUUCGCUGAUCUUCAACAAGGGGCACCGCAUUCGCGUGGCCAUCUCCUCCUCGAACUUCCCCCGCUUCGAAACGAACCCCAACACGGGUAAGCCGAUCGGCGAAGCGGAGCCCCGCUUGGCGACGAACAAGCUGUAUGUAUCGGCUGAACAUCCCUCGCACAUGGAGCUGCCGAUCUUCGCCGGCCCGCAGGAAGUGGCGAGUAAGUAUCGCUUGGCAACCUUCGCCGCCACCGUACCGAUCCCGUAG
Cladocopium goreaui is the source of this 1584-nucleotide messenger RNA. The record is from the annotation of a GenBank genome assembly. Lineage: Eukaryota; Dinophyceae; Suessiales; Symbiodiniaceae.